Phialemonium atrogriseum is the source of this 960-nucleotide messenger RNA. RefSeq lists its product as uncharacterized. The record is from RefSeq and is a predicted model, not a curated record. NCBI's taxonomy places the organism in Eukaryota, Fungi, Ascomycota, Sordariomycetes, Cephalothecales, Cephalothecaceae. The coding region runs from base 1 to 960 and encodes 319 amino acids. The transcript has 3 exons.
AUGGCGACUCCUCCCGAACAAGUAAUGGGGCAUCUUACCGAAGAACAAGUGGCGCGCCUGAUCUACAUUCACGAGACAUUGCCGGGUCUUCUACCGACUUUCCUUGAGGACACUCCGGCAACGGAACCCUUUCUCGACUACAUCACGGACCUGGAGGUCAGGUGCGAUAUCCUCGAGAAGCUGCAGGACCUUGUGAGAAUGGUGGGCUUCUUCAAGCUGCUGUGUGAGACGGCCGUCGACGGAAUGCGAGCUUACCUUCCCACUGGAGCGACACAGCAUUGGACGGCCGGAGCUCCACAGGAUCCAGGCCUAAGUCCUACUGCCGAAUGCUUUCUCACCGGCGUGUCUGAUCCCGUGGAGGUCCACUUUUUCCCCUUCUCAACAUGCAGGGACAAGAACCUUCUCGACAUCAAGGCCAUGCUUGAUACGUUCUGGGGGUCCGAGAAGACGGAGGCCUGGUCCCAGUUGUUCGAAAACGAGGCCAUCAUCGAGUCGCCGCAGAACCUGAUCGGUCUCAACCGCCAAAUGCGUUUCUGGAUGAAGCACGCCCUGUUCGCGCUCAAGCCACUGCGCAAGACGGAUAACGAAGUCGUGGUGCAGUUUCACUGGCUGAGGGAUGCCUGUUUCCUGCCCAGGGACCCUGUUUUUACGCCAGCCGAGAGCGACGAUGUUGACGAAGUUCUGGCUCGGGCAGGUCUUGAGGACAACAUGCUCUGGGGCCAAAGACUAUUUGCCCACCGCAGGAGCGGUCGGCGGAUAAAGACUGGCCAGACCUUUGUCUUCUGGGCAGGAAACCUAGAGACCCUGCCGAACUUUGAGCUCUUGCAGCUCUCGUGGGAACUCCUCCGCGUCGCUGCCAUCUCCGGCGCGGUCAAGCUGACAGAUGACUUGCCGGAUGACGACGGCGACGAUGAAGUCUUUUCCAUAAAAUCAUGGUCCUCGCGGUCCUCAGCCGAGUAA